UGUCACUGUCAAAAUCAUAAUAAAAGUUACGCAAGAGCCAGGCAGAGCGCUUGUUUUUGUGAAUUUUAUUAAAAAUUUUCAAUAAAAUAAAUGUAACUAUUAUUUAUGUAACAGUCUGAGUAAAUCGCGCAACAAUGUCUUACGUUUUAGUGCGUCGGUUACGACAAACGUCGCUGUUUUCCCAACUAAUUCGUGUGGAAUCAACUAUGACGAACCUCACCCAGGAAGAGUUAGUUUUCCGUCCUCCUGUGACUCACUGGAGCAAAGUGAUCCGAGAUGCGGAGAAAAUUGUGGGCUAUCCGACCUCCUUCAUGAACCUACGAUGGCUUUUAAGUGAUGAGUUUGCGAAUAUGGCCUCUUAUUUGAGAAAACUUGUUGGCAGCAAUCACCCAAUACUGCAAACAGCCAAAACAGUCCUCUACAACGAACAGAACAACCUGCAGCCGUGGGGCCUCGUCAUCCUGCUCCUGUCCAACGCAGUCACUCCCACCACACAAGCUCUGCAGGCCGGCAACCUCGCAGAGAACCAGAGAAUACUGGCUGAGCUGACAGAAAUGAUACGAACAGGCCACUACGUACACAGAGGCCUUCUAAACACACCUGUAGAGGAACGAGGAAAUGUCACAGACACAGCCAUGUUCGGAAACAAAAUAGCACUACUCAUUGGUGACUACUUACUCGUAACAGCCAAUGGGAUGCUUGCAAGGCUAAAGAACCAGGAUUUGUCAUAUCUCAUUUCUACUGCAUUGAGAGAUAUGAGUGAAGGAGAGUUCUUUGGUGAACGAGACAAGCAGAACAUGCCACUGCCCGGUGCACCGCUCACAGGGAAGGGCACUGAUGAGUACCACAUAACCAGUGACUCAUUACCGCUAGUGGUGAAGGAUACGUUAGGGCACCCAGUCAGAGAGUGGACGGUUCGGACGUUAUUCAGUGGUGGUAGUUUAUUUGGGAGAGGGUGCCAGGGUGCCCUGCUGCUGGCAGGGCAAACAUUAGAAGAACAAGAAAUGGCAUAUCUUUUUGGUUGUCAUUUGAACCUAGCGUGGCAAGCCGGCAGUGAGUUACAGAAGCUUACAUCGAAUAACCAAUUUUCUUUGGUAAGUGCACCAGUUCUGUUUGCUCUGAAUAAGAAUCCAGAUUUAUAUCAUUUUAUAGUGAAAAAUAAGGAAGAUGUGUCUCAAGUUGAUUAUGAGAGGUUGAAGUGUGAAGUGCUGGCCACAGAUGCGGUAGAACGGACUAAAUCUCUGUAUGAGGAGAAUGCUAGCAAAGCUGAAAAUUAUAUCAAAGAGUUUGGUGACAAUAAAUCAAUUGAUACAGUGCGAAAAUUAAUAAACACUUUUUAAAUGAAGUUGUUAUUAGUUUAGUGAGAGUAAUAAUUUAAUGUAUAGCCGAAAUUGUUUUUGUUUACCGAGUUUACAAAGUACAAAAAGUUUUUAUAAGCGUAUAUAUUGUGAUUUAGAUAUCGAUCUAUCUACUAUCAUGUAAAUGUGCUUUGAAAAAAAACAUACUUAUGUAUAAAACAUUGUGUAGUCAGUCAGCAGCACAAACAAAAACCUGAUCCUAAAUUAUACGUUAUUUUACUUAAAUGUAAAAUUACCUACACAACUAUGAUAAGUUAAAUUGUGAUAAAUACAUUUAUGUUGUUGUUAAAUUGU
Messenger RNA from Plutella xylostella (diamondback moth), 1652 nucleotides. Its product is annotated as all trans-polyprenyl-diphosphate synthase PDSS2. Gene Ontology annotation, cellular component: transferase complex; mitochondrion. Gene Ontology annotation, biological process: isoprenoid biosynthetic process; ubiquinone biosynthetic process. Lineage: Eukaryota; Metazoa; Arthropoda; Insecta; Lepidoptera; Plutellidae. Gene Ontology annotation, molecular function: prenyltransferase activity. The record is from RefSeq and is a predicted model, not a curated record.